Molecule: messenger RNA, 1832 nt
Organism: Paramacrobiotus metropolitanus
Lineage: Eukaryota; Metazoa; Tardigrada; Eutardigrada; Parachela; Macrobiotidae
Exons: 6
Coding region: 692-1570 (292 amino acids)
Biological process (GO): regulation of transcription by RNA polymerase II
Cellular component (GO): transcription regulator complex; nucleus
Source: RefSeq, a predicted model, not a curated record
UAUAUGGGAAUUUUGACACUUUUUUCCGGGGAGCGGGGGGGGGGGCGCUGGUGUUAGAAUUCCUGUUACACUUUUUUUGAAACAAGUGAACUCGACUUUUCGUUUUGACCAAACAAAUUCCCUCCCUCUUUUCGACCGCUCAAAAUCCCUACCUUUAGUUUUCCCUCCCUCUUUUUGACCAAAGAAAAUUCCUCCCUUUAAUUUCCCCUCCCUCUUUUUGACCCUGGCCCGUUGAACAGUAAUAAAGCAUGUGGUAUACUCCAUCUGGAGCGCUUCCAGUUUGCUAACUGGCACCAGUUAGCUGAAGGUUGUUUAUACUUUCGAGCUUCAGUUGUCUUCCAGCUUCGGUUGCAGUAUAAACAACCCUCAGCUUGUCUGCAACCGAGGGCGACUGCACGUGCUCCGGUUCGAAACUGACAUCAAUACUGAUGAAAUGAACGUGUUCAAUUUUUAUUGUGUACUGGAGCCCGCGCUGAAUUUCUUUUUGUAGCACUUGAUAAUAAUUUUGAUUGCGCGUAGUUCUAUAUCAAAUUUCUUUUGUGAAAACGUUUCUGAUUAUUCCUGAUCUCUGGAAUCAUACUUUUUUCAAUUUAUUCCGUUUUGUGGAUUUGGCUUUUUCCACGCUAUCAGCAUCUUGUAGUUUGCGCUGCGUACGUUUUCUUUUUGUCGUUUUCAUUAGUACGUGUACGAAAUGCCUCGAAUGCCUGCGCAGGCCUACUCCAAACGCGCCGUUUUGAACAAAUUCACUGAUGCCGAAUCGGAAAACCUUCUUGCUUUUGUGAAAGUGAAUCGAUCGCUCUGGGAUACAAAGUCGAAAGAGUACAUUGAUACGAAGAGCAAGGUGGAUAUAUGGAAUGCAAUCGCUCAGUUGAUCGGAGAAUCCAAAACAGGAGACGACUGUAAAAACCAGUACAACAACCUGCGCAGUACCUUCCAAAAAAAAUGGAAAAUUGUGAAGACAAAACCCAGCGGAAGCGAGGCCGAUAAAGCAAAGAAAUGGCACUUUUGGGACCAGAUGCAGUUUUUAGGCGACGUUUUCACGAUGGCUGAAACAUCAGACAGUGCGGGAAUUGAGCCAUGUCCUCAAGAUGUGCCGGAUAUCGAGGGGGAUCAACGGAUCGCCGAAGAGGAAGAAGAAGACGCUGGACUGAUGCUGGAAAGUGCAGACGCAACCGUUCCUUGUGACCCCGGAGAUAUCAGCGAAUCACCAAAUACACCGAGUACUUCGAGCUCAGGAUCCGCAACAAAGACAGCGUAUCAUUGUACUCCUGGGAAAAAGAGAAAGCGCGAAGGUUACGAUCAGCUCAUCAAACAGCUCAGCGAAUCGCAGCGCAGAGACGACGAACUAGCGGCCGAAACGUCGAACGUCCUGAAAAGUUUCUUCGCAGAACAAGGCACGCACGGGAAAAAGUUUCUUACUACGGAGGAACUGUUUUGUGACUUCGUCUUAAGUACUUUGAAUUCUACUACUGCCGAGCAGAAGGAGCGCAUCAAAAAAGGCAUUCAGAACGUUAUUGCGAGAGAGCUACUCAACAACGAGAGCAGUAUUGAACGCACAGAAAUCGAGUAAAUGCUACGACGAAGAAUCUGCACAAGAAUCUUGAGAAACAGAAAGAAAUUGUGUUGGAACGUAACUGAACCGCGAUAACAUGUGAUGCGAUCUAUGUGUAUUUACAAUAUUUUGCAUAUUUUUUUAGUAAAAUAAAGCAUUUGUAAAGCGGAUUGGAAAGACUAAGGAAAUUGUUCGUUGUUAUGUUGCAUCCUUUUCACUUGUUUGUUCUCCGCCAUUGUGCUUAUUGCCGGAAUUAUUGCUAUACAAUCGAAAUCGAAAU